Molecule: messenger RNA, 276 nt
Organism: Fusarium subglutinans
Lineage: Eukaryota; Fungi; Ascomycota; Sordariomycetes; Hypocreales; Nectriaceae
Product: metallohydrolase yodQ
Exons: 2
Coding region: 1-276 (91 amino acids)
Source: RefSeq, a predicted model, not a curated record
AUGCCAGCCGAUGUUGCAAAGGCCGUGCCAGGUCUCAAGGCCGAGUUUAGGAUUGUCAUGAGCCGACCGUCUAUGGCCACUGCCUCCAAUCAUCCUUUUGUCGAGCUUAUUACGGAUGUCGUUGGUGAUGUUCUUGGAACGAAGGCUACUCUGGCUGAAGCUGGCAUCGUCCUGCUGUUAUUGAGCCUGAAACGAGCGCAGGCCAGCGAACAAUUCAGUUCCGUCAAAUCCGCCUUCACGUUAACGACUUACUCAGUAUUCGCCCCAUGGAGUUGA